AUGGACCGAAUGGCCCGGUUAAUCGGGCUGAGUCGUGUUCGUGCCGACGUCCGGAUCAAGAUCCCGGGCCAGGUCAACCCGGGACCCUCCUCAGCCCCGAACCCUAGGUUUACCAAUUUCGUCCCCGUCGGCAUCAAUGGUCCUCCCAGUUCUAGUAAGCUCCCAAAUACCAGAAAAAGAACAGGUGAAAUUGAGAAUAAAGAUUCCGGUGGGGAGUCGGGCAUGGGCGAGCUAGCUGCCGCCAUUCACACGCUGGGCGAAGGGUUUAUGAGAAUAGAGAAGGUGAAGAUGGACAUGGCCCGACAGGUGGAGGAGAUGAGGAUGGAGAUGGAGAUGAAAAGGACCGAGAUGAUACUUGAGUCGGAGCAGAGGAUUCUCGAGGCCUUUGCUAAGGCCAUAGCCGAGAGGGGCUCGAAAAGGGCGAAAAAUAAUUCGCCUGAGAACUAA
Striga hermonthica is the source of this 447-nucleotide messenger RNA. Lineage: Eukaryota; Viridiplantae; Streptophyta; Magnoliopsida; Lamiales; Orobanchaceae. The record is from the annotation of a GenBank genome assembly.